Macroventuria anomochaeta is the source of this 1733-nucleotide messenger RNA. RefSeq names its product nucleolar GTP-binding protein-like protein 2. Lineage: Eukaryota; Fungi; Ascomycota; Dothideomycetes; Pleosporales; Didymellaceae. The coding region runs from base 19 to 1608 and encodes 529 amino acids. Gene Ontology annotation, cellular component: nucleolus. The transcript has 3 exons. The record is from RefSeq and is a predicted model, not a curated record. Gene Ontology annotation, molecular function: GTP binding.
CAACAACAGCCACACACAAUGAAGGUCGGAAAGCCAAAAUCGAAGCGCCAGCCCGUGCGCCUGCGACACAAGAUCGAGAAGGCGUCUGCGCAGAAGCAGAAGAAGGCGAAGAAGUUGGCGAAGAAGAACCCAGAGUGGCGCUCAAAGGCAAAGAAGGAUCCCGGUAUUCCGAACCUGUUCCCAUACAAAGACAAGAUUCUCGCAGAGGUUGAAGAGCAGCGCAGGCAGAAGGAGGAGGAUGCUGUCCGUCGCCGUGAGCUGGCCAAGCAGCAGAAGGCGGGCGGAGGCGCUGCCACGGAUGCUAUGGAGAGUGAUGACGAGGACUUCGAGCAGUUCGAUGCUGAGGGCGACGAGCUUCUAGCCGAGGACAGCGACGAUGGGGACUCCAUGCAGGUAGACACAAACCCUAUGGCUGCACUGCUUGCAUCUGCAAAGGCCCGCGCCGCCGAGUUCGAGUCGAAGAACGGAAACGACGAAGACGCCAUGGAUGACGACGAGUCUGACGAGGAGGAAGGCGCUUCCGGCGUUCGCAAGGAUUCGUCAAGGAAGCAGUUCGACAAGAUCUACAAACAAGUGGUCGACUCCGCGGACGUCGUCCUCUACGUACUGGAUGCUCGAGACCCCAUAGGAACACGGUCGAAGGACGUGGAGCAAUUGGUUAUGUCGGCGGAUGGUGGAAGCAAGCGUUUGAUCUUCAUCUUGAACAAGAUCGAUCUGGUACCGCCCCCAGUUCUCCGUCAGUGGCUCGUUAACUUGCGUCGGUCGUUCCCCACACUCCCUCUGCGCGCUUCGAAACCCGCGCCAAACGCGAAGACCUUCGAGCAUAAGGACCUUACCAUGAAGAGUACAUCGGAGACGCUGUUCAAGGCCUUGAAGACCUUCGCUGAGUCUCGACAGCUGAAGCGCUCGAUUAAGGUGGGUAUCAUUGGUUACCCCAACGUUGGUAAAUCUUCAGUCAUCAACGCAUUGGCUCAGAGAAUGGGCGGUCGAAUUGGCGCUUGCCCCACUGGUGCGGAGGCUGGUGUUACUACAAGCUUAAGAGAAGUCAAGCUGGACAACAAGCUGAAACUGCUCGACUCGCCCGGUAUUGUUUUCCCCAAUGAUCCAGAAGGCACAAAGGAGAACAAGGUACAGCAACAGGCUCGACGUAUCUUGCUAAACGCUGUGCCACCCAGGGAGAUCGCAGAUCCCGUGCCAGCUGUGACCUUGUUGCUCAAGAGGCUAUCAGGAUCGGAGGAACUCUUUGGGAAGCUCAUGGAAGUCUACGAUCUGCCUGCUCUCAACGGCACUGGCAACGAGAAGACAACAGAUUUCCUGAUUCAAGUUGCACGCAAGAGGGGGAGAUUGGGCAAGGGUGGUGUCCCAAACCUUCACAGCGCGGCACAAACUGUCAUCAACGACUGGAGGGAUGGACGUAUUCAGGGCUGGACAGACCCAUCCAAGUACAAGCCUGCUGAGCCGAUCGCAGCAAACAAAACUGCGCCUGCGCUGAAGACUGCUGGUCUUGUUGGUGACCAGAAGGAAAUUGUCAAGGAAUGGGCUACUGAAUUCAAGCUGGACGGUCUUUGGGGUGAUGAGCCAGAGGCGACUGAGGCUAUGGAGGAGUAAAACAUCUUUGAUGAAAAAUGGCAGUACGGCGAAGAGGCGUUUGGCAUUGAUAGACCUUUACGCAUUUGCUGGGUCAGGAUUUUAUAGGUAUAUAUCACGACGAUACCAAUGCAUGUUGUUUCUAA